AUGUAUAUGCUUAUUCAUGAUGUUUUAGGUGGACAUUUCGAAGGUGAUAUAGUUAUUCCUCCAAUGGCUAGAAGUGUAGCAAUGGUAGGUGAUUAUGUACGUUGGCCAAAUGGAAUUGUACCAUAUACUAUUUCAUCAGAUUACAACACUGCAGAUCAAAAUAUAAUUAUAAAUGCUAUGCGAACAUUGGAGAGCUUAACAGCAGUUAAUAAUGUACUUUGUGUACAAUUUCGUCCGAAAAUCGCUUCAGAUGGACAAUAUUAUAUCACUAUUCAAAAUGGUAAUGGUUGUUCAUCUUAUGUGAGUAAUUUGUGA
This is a messenger RNA of Rotaria sp. Silwood2, 315 nucleotides long. Lineage: Eukaryota; Metazoa; Rotifera; Eurotatoria; Philodinida; Philodinidae. The record is from the annotation of a GenBank genome assembly.